CAACGCGCUGCUGAUUCUUCCAAUUUCCAAGGCCUGAUUUGUCCCAUAAACAAAGAAGCAGAGGAAAAAGGGACAGAACAUCGGUUGCGUAGUCUGGCAGCAGCAGGGAACUUUCCCGGAGCUUAAUCCCCCGGGUGGUCGUUUCUCCGUCGACGAUCACAUUGGGCACAAAUCCAACCUCCUCGUAUUCACCGAUCAGCAGCUUUUCCAGGCGAGAGACAGAGUUCGUGAUUUCCUCUCUUCUUCUUCUUUCAAGCUCCUGCAAUGGCGGAUGCCGGCGGUGAGAAGCCUCUUAAGAAGAUCGCGGAGGCGUUCAAGGGGCUCGAAACCACUGUCAACUCCCAAUCCGCCGCAGACUUGGAGCUUGCGCCCUUCUCUCGUGCCGCUUCCCUCGUCUCGCCUCUCUUUGGUUGUUUGGGCAUCGCCUUCAAGUUCGCUGAGAUGGAUUAUGUAGCCAAGGUUCACGAUCUUGCAGAAGCAUCAAAAUCAAUUACGACCCUACCAGUUAUGAUGGACAAAGAUGUAGCGGGAAACACGGUGAGGAAAGCCGGCAGUCACACCAGGAACCUCUUGAGGGUGAAGCGUGGCCUCGACAUGGUCAAAGUGCUGUUUGAGCAAAUUCUUGCAACACAAGGGGACUCCCUGAAGGACCCAGCGUCAAAGGCUUAUGCACAGGUGUUUGCUCCUCACCACGGUUGGGCGAUCAGGAAAGCAGUUGGUGCAGGGAUGUAUGCCCUUCCCACAAGAACACAGCUAAUGAGGAAGCUUAACGAAGAUGAGGCUUCAGCAAGGAUUCAAAUGCAGAGUUACAUCUCAGCAUCUGGGCCGCUGAUAGUGUACAUUGAUAAACUAUUCGAGACGAGAGAACUGGGAACAGAUUGGUGAAGAACAAGCACCCAAAUGUUGACUUGUAGCCUGUGAUGAUCCGCCCCUGGGGGGUUGUUUACCUCCACCGGAAAUUCCCUUGCUGUUAAUAUACUCUCUUAAAGUGGAAUCUGUUGAAAUAAUGUGUACAAUUAUCAAGAAGCUCUUUAAGGAGACGGUGUUGUAUAAUCUUUAUAUUGACUUGACUGUGACUUAUGUGUAAUUCUAAUGCGAAGUUCUCGUUCCUUCUACACACUGCUUCUAACACAGAGGAGGCGAGAUGACAGAUCUGGAAUCAUGUGAAUUGCAUACUAAUUACUAGCUACGUUAUCUCACCUCUAAAUGAAAUCUAUACAUUUCAACAAUCC
Molecule: messenger RNA, 1232 nt
Organism: Linum tenue
Lineage: Eukaryota; Viridiplantae; Streptophyta; Magnoliopsida; Malpighiales; Linaceae
Source: the annotation of a GenBank genome assembly